Messenger RNA from Chaetura pelagica (chimney swift), 197 nucleotides. It is a transcript of the gene SNRPG, whose product is annotated as small nuclear ribonucleoprotein polypeptide G. The transcript has a single exon. Gene Ontology annotation, molecular function: RNA binding. Gene Ontology annotation, biological process: mRNA splicing, via spliceosome. Gene Ontology annotation, cellular component: catalytic step 2 spliceosome; U1 snRNP; P granule. The record is from RefSeq and is a predicted model, not a curated record. The annotation marks the transcript as partial. Lineage: Eukaryota; Metazoa; Chordata; Aves; Apodiformes; Apodidae.
CUGUGGGGCUGGGAUGGGGGGUGUCCCUCCCAAACACACACCCCCCCAAUAACCCUCCUGGGGGUCUUGCAGUGAAGCUGAACGGGGGGCGCCACGUCCAGGGCAUCCUGCGGGGCUUUGAUCCCUUCAUGAACCUGGUCAUUGAUGAGUGUGUGGAGAUGGCACCAGGAGGGCAGCAGAACAACAUCGGCAUGGUG